This is a messenger RNA of Drosophila biarmipes, 6825 nucleotides long. RefSeq names its product protein wings apart-like (gene wapl). The record is from RefSeq and is a predicted model, not a curated record. NCBI's taxonomy places the organism in Eukaryota, Metazoa, Arthropoda, Insecta, Diptera, Drosophilidae. The transcript is spliced from 8 exons. Gene Ontology annotation, biological process: regulation of chromosome condensation. Bases 798 to 6041 code for a protein of 1747 amino acids.
UAUCGUGAGUCGUUGGCCCAGCUCUAAUACCGUGUUUCUCUUGCGUAGAAAAACAGAAAAAAUCAACUUUUUCCUGCAUUUUGCCCGUGCAAAAUACGCGAAAUCGCCCGCGUCCAUUGGCCCCGCAUAUUGCACAACCGCGCGCAACAAAUUGCCGCCGAUUUUGCGGCCAGUUAGUCGCGAAACCGAAAAAUAUAUUCGCAGCAAGAAGAAGAACGGACGGAACGUUCAGCAGCAGCUAUAAUUGUCGCUGUUGUUGUGGUUGUUUGUGUUUGUGUUGGUGUCAGUGGUGUGUGUGUGUUGUUGUUGUUGCUGCUGCUGCUGCUUCUUCUGGGAUGAUGCUGUAAAGUAAAGUAAAAGUGGUGGCAAAACCAAAAGCCCGUGUGUGUGCAACGCAAAACCAGAAAACACGCUGCAUCCAGCGGCCAGGCGGAAGAUGAUAAGAACGAUGGUGGUUUGAGGCCCAAAAAUAUCGAACCGUGUGUUUGUGCAGCCAAAAAUUGCGCCAAUAAGCAGAGCCAAACGCAAACAUCGUUUGUUUUAUUGCAUUCCCCACGCACACACGCACGCAGUCGCAUACAUAUGCGCUGCAGCAGCAACAGAGAUUUUUUUUUACCACACUCACUCACACACACCCACAUGCAUCCACGCAGCAAACGGAGGACAACAAUAAUAACAAAAGCAGAGAGAGCAGUCAAAUGUAUCACUUGAGUGACCAGAUCACCAAGGAUUAGAGCCGCCCACACGGAGUAAGAGGAUACAAGAGCCAGAAGGAGGAGCACCCAUCGCUGGCGAAGAUGUCGCGCUGGGGCAAGAACAUCGUGGUGCCGCUGGACUCGCUCUGCAAGGAGAAGGAGAACACCAACCGGCCCACUGUCGCCCGGUCCGUGGGCACCGUUGGCAAGUGGGGCAAGAUGGGCUUCACCUCCACGCGCACCUACACGCUGUCCGCCCUCCAUCCGAUGGCCGCUGCUGCGGCGGCGGCUGCCGCAGCCGCCAGUCCCUCCCAGAGUCCCGCCUCCACGCAGGAUCACGAUCCCAACGACAUGUCCGUUUCGGUGCCGGAGCCGCCGAAGCCGAAGAAGUUCUUUAAAUCGAGAAAUGCUGCUCCGCCGGAGGUUAUAGCCCAGAUCAUCCAGCAGCUACCGCACUGCGGGGCCGGAGCGUCGCCCAUGCGGGAUCAGUUCUCGACGGGCAGUGGUGGUGGUGGUGCCACGCCUACUUCCGGUGCCCAGGAGGCGGGCGGACUGAAGCUAAAGCAGGGCAAGGGCGGCAGUUCCGCAGAGCGGAAGCGCAAGUCGCCCAAGAAGAAGGCGCCAACAACGCCAUCGGCAGCGGGAGCAGCAGCCGCAUCCUCCACACCAUCGACGCCUGGUGCGUUCUACGGCGCCUCCGAUCGGGACGGCGAUGGACUUAGUGAUCCCUCCUCGGAGCAGCCGGAGCCGUCCAGUGCUAGCAAGCAGAAGCAAAAGAAAGCGAAGGAGGAGAAGAAGCUGAAGCCGGAGGCGCCGCCCUCGCGGGUGCUGGGUCGCGCCCGCAAGGCGGUCAACUAUUGCGAGGUGGACGAGGACGAGCGCUAUCCCACGCCCACCAAGGAUCUGAUCAUUCCCAAGGCGUCGCGCCAGCCGGCGGAAGUGGCGGCUACGGCAACAGCUGCGGCAGCCGCCGCCACCUCGUCAGAAGCCUUCAUCAGCUCCACGUUUGGCAGCCCAGGUUCGGAGCCCUCGCUACCCCCGCCUACAUCCGCGCCCAGUGCAUCCGUGUCCACCGCUUCCCAGCUGCCCUCCGCGUCCGGCGGCGCAUCGAAUCCGCCGAGCGCUUCCCGCACGCCGGAACAUCCUCCCAUCGUACUGCGCAUCUCCAAGGGUACUUCGCGCCUGGUCAGCACGGACAGCGAGGAGCCGCCGAGCAGUUCGCCCGCUCACCAGAACCAGCACAAUCUGCUUCCGGUCGGCGAGGAGGAGCCUUUGGAGCGGACGGGAGACGAAACAGUUCCUGCAAGUACGCCAAAAAUCACUGUGAAGCCAUUGAGACCGCCGCCAGCAGCAGAUUCGUUGGAAGGAUCAUCGGCGGCAGGGGGAGUGGGAGGAGCAGCUGCUAGCGAUUCCUUCGAGGACCGCAAGGCACAGUCACUGGAAGCCAACGAGGACGAGGAGGACGAAGAGGAGGAGGAGGACGAGGAGGAGGAACCGCCGGAGAUCAACUACUGCACGGUGAAGAUAUCGCCGGACAAGCCGCCCAAGGAGCGUCUCAAGCUGAUCAUCAAGACGGACGUGAUCCGCAACGCCAUCGCUAAGGCCGCCGCUGCUGCGGAAUCCCGCAGCGAAAAGAAGUCCAAGAGCAAGAAGCACAAGCACAAGCAGUUGCUGGCCGCGGGAUCUGGACCCGUUGCCGUAUCUGUUGCCAAUCCCACGGAAACCAAUUCCGAGUUCAAGACACCCUCACCUCAUUUGGCCUUCAGCGAGGCCAACAGCCAGCAAACGCAGAAUCCGCCAUCCCAGCAGCUGCAUCCGCAGCGAGGCUCCGCGGUCAUAUCGCCCACCACUCGAUCGGACCACGACUUCGACUCGCAGUCCUCGGUGCUGGGCAGCAUCUCCUCCAAGGGCAACAGCACCCCGCAGCUAUUGGCGCAGGCCGUGCAGGAGGACAGUUGUGUGAUCCGCAGCCGGGGGUCCAGCGUGAUUACCAGUGAUCUGGAGACCAGCCAGCACUCCUCGCUGGUGGCUCCACCCUCGGACAUUGAGUCUCGUCUAGAGUCCAUGAUGAUGACCAUCGAUGGAGCCGGCACGGGGGCAGCAGCUGUGGUGCCGGAGACGCCGCUGCAGGAGGACAUACUGGCUGUGCUGCGUGGCGAAGUGCCACGAUUGAAUGGCAAUGCGGAUGCGGAGCCAACCGAGGAGGAGGAUCAACAGCAACAGCAGCCGAAGAGGGCCACACGUGGCAGAGGCAGGAAGGCGAAUAACAACGCGGAUGUACCUCCUCCGGCCACGGAGACCAGAACACGAGGCAGGGCCAAAGGAGCGGAUGCGGCUGCCAUUUCGCCUCCAGCACCCAAAAGAAGCACACGAGGCACUCGAGGCUCUAGAAAGGCCGAGCAGGAAGUCGACAUGGAAGUGGACGAACUAGCAGCGGCAGCGGCGUUGCCGGCGAACGAGGAACAGCUUGAACAGGCUGCACCUCAGCCGAGAAGAGGUCGCAAUGCAGCCGCCCGGGCCAAUAACAAUAACUCAGCCAGCGUUAACAACAACAUUAACAAAAUAGCGGCCAAUCUGUCCGCCAAAGCAGAGGCCAGUCGCCUGGUGGAGGGCGGGGCAGCGGGUGGAGCACCACGUAGCUAUGGCCGGAAACGAAAGAACCAGCAGGUCACACAGGUUCUGCAGCAGGAACAGGCGCCCGAUGAGGAGGAACCCCCCGAGGCCGAGGAGGAGCAGCCAACGCCCGCCAAGAUUCCUCAUACGGAUCACAGGGAACACUCGCCGGACCACGAUCCGGAUCCCGAUCCCGACGAGCUGUCGAACAACUCGAACAACUCGUCCUUGCAGCACGACGGAUCCUCCUCCUCGCCUCCGCCGCGGGAUUUUAAGUUCAAGGACAAGUUUAAACGAACGCUAACCCUGGAUUCCCAGGGUGCGGCCAAUGCGGGAGCGGGAGGAGCAGCGGCCGCAACAGAAGCAGCUGAGCCCUCGGGCGAGCAACGAAGCGCCGUCAAGCUGGUCAUUUCGAAGAAGAAAGGUAGCAUCUUUAAGAGCCGCGCCCUGGUGCCAUCCGAUCAAGCGGAGCAGGCGACAGUGGCCAAGCGGCAUCUGUACAAGCACAGCUGGGACGCCGCUCUGGAGGCGAACGGCGGUGGAACCGGCAGCGAUGCCAGCAAUGCUUCGGCAACGGGAGUAGGUGUCGCUGGGGCCAAGGACCAUUUGUUGCAUCAUUUGGCGGCGGGCAAAUCUGACGGUGACUUCGGUGACAGUCCGUCGUCCAACAACAAUGGCUCGUCUAGUGCGUGUAGCAGUGCGUCCACGUUGCGCGGUGACAGCCCAGCGCUCGGAAAGAUCUCUCGACUGGCGGGGAAGCAGGGCGUUCCUGCCACCUCCACCAGUUCCGAUGCCUUUGACCUGGAUUUGGAGCCAAUUGCCGGCGAGCUCGACAUGGAACGCAGUGCCGCGGGUGCUGCUUCCGGAGGAACGGGUGGAGUAGCGGGCGGAGGAGGAACGACUGGCGGCGGACCCAUUCGUGUCGACCGCAAAACCAAGGACUACUACACGGUGGUGCGAAACGUGAAGACCGCCCACCAGAUCCAGGAGAUCGGGGAGUACCAGGAAAUGGACGACGACGUCGAGUACAUUCUGGACGCACUGCAGCCGCACAAUCCGCCGGCGACGCGUUGUCUUUCCGCCCUGCAACUGGCCGCCAAGUGCAUGAUGCCCGCCUUCCGGAUGCACGUGCGUGCCCACGGCGUGGUCCUCAAGUUCUUCAAGGCAUUAUCCGACGCCAACAAAGACCUCAGCCUCGGCCUGUGCACCUCGGCCAUCAUGUACAUCCUCUCCCAGGAGGGCCUCAACAUGGACCUGGAUCGCGACUCGCUGGAGUUGAUGAUCAACCUCCUGGAGGCUGACGGUGUGGGUGGCGGCACGGAGAGUGGACACCCAGACCGAGCGGGCUACGACCGGAACAAGCAGAAAGUGCGUGAGCUGUGCGAGGAGAUUAAGGCGCAGGGCAAGGGGACGCAUCUCAAUGUGGACUCGUUGACCGUGGGCACGCUGGCCAUGGAGACGCUGCUCUCGCUAACGUCCAAGCGGGCAGGCGAGUGGUUCAAGGAGGAUUUGCGCAAGCUGGGUGGUCUGGAGCACAUUAUCAAGACCAUAUCGGAUUUCUGCAGACCGGUGAUUGCCUGCGACUCGGAGAUCCACUGGCAACCGGCGCUGCUGGACAACAUGCAAACGGUGGCGCGAUGUCUGCGAGUCCUUGAGAAUGUAACGCAGCACAACGAGGCGAACCAGCGCUACAUGCUGACCUUUGGCCAGGGCAAAGCGGUAGAGACCCUCUGCCAACUGUACCGCCUGUGCAGCCGACAGCUAAUGCUGCAUCCCUCCGUGGACUGCGCUGGCAGCAACAAGGAGCAUCCUGGCGUGGCCAUGCGGGAGCUGCUGGUUCCGGUGCUCAAGGUGCUGAUCAACCUGACGCACACGUUCAACGAGGCGCAGCCCUCGCUCGGAGCGGAGUUGCUGGGCCAGCGCGGCGAUGUGGUGGAGACGAGCUUCCGGCUGCUGCUGCUCUCGGCCAACUACAUUCCCGACCACUGUGUCUUCGAGCUAAGCAUACUGGUUCUUACCCUGCUAAUCAAUCUGUGCAUGCACACGCUACCCAAUAGGGCUGCGCUGAUGCAGGCUGCAGCUCCAGCGGAGUACGUGGCCGACAAUCCACCGGCGCAGGGAUCCGUGAGUGCACUGCAAGCUCUGCUCGAGUACUUCUACAAGUGCGAGGAACUGGCCAGAUUGGUGGAGAAAAACACGGACGCCUUCCUCGAGAGCAACGAGAAGGGAAAGAAGAAACAAGAAGAAGUAGAGGAGACAGUCAACAACCUUCUGCAACGCGCCGGCCACCACAUGGAGCACACGCUGAAGGGCAGCUACGCGGCCAUCCUGGUAGGAAAUCUGAUCGCGGACAACGAGCUGUACGAGUCGCUGGUGCGGCGCCAAUUGCGAGGGAACAGCUUUAAGGAGAUUAUCGGCGUGCUGGAAAAGUACCAUACAUUCAUGAACCUGACCUCCAGCUUGGAGGCAGCCUUUGUGGCGCACAUGAAGUCCACGAAGCGCAUCAUCGACAACUUCAAGAAGCGCGACUACAUCUACGAGCACUCGGAUGACCACGACAACACCCUGCCCCUGAAUCUGGAGACGACGGCGCAGGUGCUUGCCGUCGGAGCGGACACGUCGCAUGCCGCUGCCUCGUGCUCGUCCACUUCCGUCUCCGCUUCCUCAUCCACAUCGCCCACAGGGUCGACGAGGGUGCAGCGGGUGUACAAGACGUACAGCAGCCACAGAUAAUCGGACUCGGAAUGGGGGAGCCAUCGCCAUUGUCGUUAACCACACCGAAAGCCUGCCACCAAAAUAAAAUUCUGUUGUUUGUGAUUAUGUAAUUUGUUUAUGUGUUGAUAUAGCAACCACUAUAUGUAUGUGUAUAGUCUGUAAUGCACCUAGUUUCAGUCAGCUGUACCCCACGUAUAUGAAUGUAUAUCGAGGUAUAUAGUUAAGAGCGAUAGGAUAGAGUGCGAUCUGAUCUGAUCUGUUUAUGCGUUUGUAUUAACCCAAAGUGAUAGCGAAUUCUUGAGCAUGGUCUGCGUUUUAACUAAAGUGAAACAAAAAUGAUAAGAAUUGACGAAACGAAACCCCGAACAACACAAAGAUCCAAAUCCCCUACUGAUAUGAGUACGUUAUAUAGUCAUAAGCAAUAUUAGCAGCUAAACGUCGGCUUACCUUCACGAACACACAAAAGAACACACACCCAUGUAAAUAUUGUUUAAUCAGCGAUUUUAUCGUACGCGUCUUAGGUUUACUUUAAAUGUGUUUUUUUUUACCUAUUCUUACCUUACAUUUUAAAACAUUUUUUAUUCGUAUAUUUAAAAACAAACGCUCUUAACGAACACACUGCGGGAGAAAGAGCGAGAGCGGUAGACAGAAGUGUAAAGAAAGAGAGAGAGAUAGCGAAUGAAAGAGAUCUAGAUUCGAUGAGAAAAAUAAAGUUAUUUUAUUGCCUACACCUAAGCUAAAGAACUCUACUUAUAAAACUAAAACUGAUCAAUAAAUAUAUAUGAGAAUAUAUGUAUAUGGA